UGCUCCACACAGGCAUCGUCUUGUCUAUUUGAUCACUUGUGGGGAGGAUUUGAGUCACAGCUCCUGCGAGAGCUGUUCCUUUGCAGCCUGCUUGAAAAAUGCCCUCCACAUCAGAGCAGCAGUAAUCUGGACCAAAGCCACAGCAGGGAUGAAUAUGUCUGAUGAGUCCUCCUACCAUGAGGAGUUCCUGAUGGGCAACUCCACCUGGGCCUACCCCUACUAUCACCAAAACUACACCCUUCCCCCUCCACUGCUACCAGACAAGACCAGCACCUCCAAACCUGCAGCAUGUGAGCAGGUCCACAUCGCUGUAGAGGUCUUUCUGAUCCUGGGUAUCAUCUCCCUGCUGGAGAACAUCCUGGUCAUCACGGCCAUAGUAAAGAACAAGAACCUUCACUCGCCCAUGUACUUCUUUGUCUGCAGUCUGGCAGUAGCAGACAUGCUGGUGAGUGUGUCCAACGCCUGGGAGACCAUCAUCAUUUACCUUCUCAACAACAGACAGCUCGUGGUGGAGGACCACUUCAUCCGGCAGAUGGACAACGUGUUUGACUCCAUGAUCUGCAUCUCUGUCGUUGCGUCGAUGUGCAGCCUACUGGCCAUCGCUGUGGACAGGUACGUCACUAUCUUCUAUGCACUGAGGUACCACAACAUUAUGACAGUGAGGAGAGCUGGCUGCAUCAUCGGGGGGAUCUGGACCUUCUGCACGGGCUGCGGCAUCGUCUUCAUCAUCUACUCAGACACCACCCCUGUCAUCAUCUGCCUGGUCUCCAUGUUCUUUGCCAUGCUGCUCAUCAUGGCCUCCCUCUACAGCCACAUGUUCAUGCUGGCCCGCUCGCACGUCAAGCGCAUUGCCGCCCUGCCCGGCUACAACUCCAUCCACCAGCGGGCCAGCAUGAAGGGCGCCAUCACACUGACCAUCCUGUUGGGGAUCUUUAUUGUCUGCUGGGCUCCCUUCUUCCUCCACCUGAUCCUAAUGAUCUCCUGUCCGCGGAAUCUCUACUGCGUGUGCUUCAUGUCCCACUUCAACAUGUACCUCAUCCUCAUCAUGUGCAAUUCUGUGAUCGACCCGCUCAUCUAUGCCUUCAGGAGUCAGGAGAUGAGGAAGACUUUUAAGGAGAUCAUCUGCUGUUGCAGCCUGAGAAACGCCUGCACCAGCAUCUGUGCUCUGACAGGUAAGUACUGA
Molecule: messenger RNA, 1183 nt
Organism: Toxotes jaculatrix (banded archerfish)
Lineage: Eukaryota; Metazoa; Chordata; Actinopteri; Toxotidae
Gene: mc5ra
Product: melanocortin 5a receptor
Exons: 5
Coding region: 149-1183 (344 amino acids)
Biological process (GO): G protein-coupled receptor signaling pathway
Cellular component (GO): membrane
Molecular function (GO): melanocortin receptor activity
Source: RefSeq, a predicted model, not a curated record